ACACAACUCUCUGAUUCACCAUAAUCAAAAAGAAUCUUAAACAUAAAAGCAAAACAUGAAAGGCACAUUUACUCACUCUCUUGUGCUUCUCUUCAUUGCACUUGUUUGUGCCAAUGUCGGUGCUAGGAAACUUAUGUCCGGGGAUACCAAAUUCAAGGAUGAGAAAUCUUUCCUCGGAGGCGGCGAUAGCGGUGGUGGCCUAGGGCUUGGCCUUGAUAGCGGAGCUGGUCUUGGUGGGCUUGGGAUUGGUGCCGGAGCUGGACUAGGGUUAGGUGGAGGUGGAGGGGGCGGUUUCGGCGGGGGAGCCGGUGGCGGACUCGGUGGUGGUGGUGGCCUUCCUUGAACGUGUAAACUGUCAAGUGUGCGUGAGAGAGCUCACUAGUUCUCAGCUUAUUAUACUAAUUAAGUCACUUUCAUUGUCUUAAUAAAUUUAGAGGUUACCUUCAAUCUUCGGAUUUCAACUUUUAUUUAAACUUCAAUAUUUGAAUCAAACGUCUUAGCUACUAGCUAGCUACCGUAAUGCUAGUAAUCGUAUUUUGUGUAACGUUCGCCAUUUCAUAUCUAUGAUUAAAUAGUGCAACUGUGCAACGUUUCUCUUA
Messenger RNA from Camelina sativa (false flax), 599 nucleotides. RefSeq lists its product as uncharacterized. Lineage: Eukaryota; Viridiplantae; Streptophyta; Magnoliopsida; Brassicales; Brassicaceae. The record is from RefSeq and is a predicted model, not a curated record.